Molecule: messenger RNA, 960 nt
Organism: Durio zibethinus
Lineage: Eukaryota; Viridiplantae; Streptophyta; Magnoliopsida; Malvales; Malvaceae
Source: RefSeq, a predicted model, not a curated record
UUCAUAUCACCUCAAUAAAAUUCUUAUAGACUUCAUUUUUUCCCUUUAAUUAAUAAAUAUUUGACCCACCUCAAAACCCGAAAUUUCCCCUUUCUCUCUUGAGAGAAGGUAGCAGCAAAGAACAUAAAAGGAAAACCCUGAAAUUCGAUCUUUUAGCAUUUUUUUUGGCUCGAAACCAAGUGGGGAGAAGAAAAAGGGGAGAAAAAUGGGUUUCACUUCAUUUGUUGGACGAGUUUUCUUUGCUUCUAUUUUCAUUCUCUCCGCUUGGCAAAUGUUCAAUGAAUUUGGGGUUGAUGGCGGGCCUGCAGCGAAGGAGUUGACACCAAAGCUUGAUCUUGCUAAGAAACAUAUAUCUUCUCAACUCCACGUAAAUUUGCCAGAUAUUGAAGUUAGACAAUUAGCUGCAACUGCAAUCGCCUUAAAGGGUCUUGGUGCUAUUCUAUUUGUAUUUGGCCAUGGCUUUGGAGCCUUCCUCCUGUUUGUGUACUUGCUGGUUAGCACUCCUCUCCUGUAUGACUUUUACAACUAUGGUCCCAAAGAGCCCCAAUACUCUGUUCUGCUCAGUGAUUUCUUGCAGUGUGUUGCACAAUGCGGUGCAUUAAUUUUCUUCUGGGGGAUGAAGAACUCGAUACCAAAGAGGCAACUAAAGAAGAAGGUUACAAAGCCAAAAGCUGCUUAGAUAUAUUGAAAAAGGUAGCUGGUGAAGAUUGGAAAGUUCUUCAACACUUCAUAUUGAAAUGAUGUCAAGUAGUUGCUGUGCAACACCAGAUAAUAUUUUGCAGAUCUAAUCAAAUGCUGAUUGUUUCCAAAUUUAAGGAGUUGCUAAGUUUUUGUUAGUUUUUUUACUGAAACAUUUGAAAACUUUAAUCAUUGUCCCCUUUUUUAUUUUCUAUGACAAUAUGAUUUUGAGUUCAAAGUCUAGGGUUUUUAUGAAUACUUCUAUUUCCUGGUUUAGACUCC